CUCCGCUCCUGAGGCUCGGGCUUUUAGUCCCUCCCGGUGUCUGCUUUGGGCCGUGUCUCUGUGCUUCUUUCACCUUCUUUAUUGAGAGGUAAAGGUCAAUGCAGAACUGUGUUAUAAGAUGCCUUAUGGUGAAAUUGAAGCUAAAUCCAUGGGACAUGGGGAAGAACUAAUAAGUGAACCAUGCUAUAAGAAAUUGAAGUCUACUGAAGAGGCAUAUGUUUUCCCCCAUCAUGGUAAUGCUUAUUUUCACAGAAAGCAAGAGAAAACUGGAAAUGAUUGGGUCCCUGUGACCAUCACUGAUGUCAGAGGACAUAGUUAUCCUCAGGAGGACAAAACCAAAACUACAAGUUUGCUGAAACCUGUGCAUGAUGAGAUGCUUGGUAAUAGACCAGAUGUUAUUAAUUCUGUUGAUUCACAAGUUUUACAGGAUACACGUCCUCCAUUGGUAUCCACAGAUGAUGAGAUAUAUAGCACAAGUAAAGCAUUUAUAGGACCCAUUUACAAACCCCCUGAGAAAAAGAAAUGUAAUGAAAGGAGGAAUCAAGCAGACAUUGUCAAUCGUAUAGAUGGGAAAGGAGAACGAAAAGAGAAACAGAAAUUUAAUUAUAAAAAAUCAGAGAUUGACAAUGAAUUAUUCCAGUUUUACAAAGAAAUUGAAGAGCUUGAAAAUGAAAAAGGUGAUUCAGAAAGCAGUUGUAAGGAACCUGAACCCUCUGAGGAACAACUCAUUCCAUAUUAUCAGGGCCAUAAUAAUCUGUUAAAAUCUGAAGAAGAAAAGAAAAGAGAUCUUACCAGUGCCCUUCAGUCAUAUUGGGGUUAUCAGCAGUGCGUGGGGAAUGAGCCAGGUAAAUAUCCUUACAAUCGACAAGUAAUACCUACCUUUUGUGACAGUUCAUUUGCUUCCUUCAGGCCUGAGUGGCAAUCAGUGCAUUCUUAUAUAGUACCACAAGACCCUCAUCUUUCCAGUUUUAACUAUCACUUAAAUAUUCAAAGAUUCAACGUUCCACCAAAUCCAUCAUCAAAUAUUUUCCAUGCCCAAGAUGGCUUUCAGAUGCAAAAUGGAUAUUAUGUAAAUAGUUGUCAUGUUAACUGGAAUUGUUUGACUUUUGAUCAGAACAAUGGAUAUACUGACUGUAGUGACAUUACCAGUAGUGACCAUCCCUCUAGAAAUGGCUACACUGUGCAAGAUGAAUAUGCGAAUAAUGGUUUCUGUGAAACCAGUGAAGGAUGCUGGAAAGCUCCUUCUGUGGACAAGCAUAAUGGAACUGACAGGUUUAUGAACCAGCAUUUUCAAGAGGAAAAGUUAAAUAAAUUGCAGAAGUUACUUAUUCUUUUAAGAGGUUUGCCUGGUUCUGGGAAAACAACAUUGUCUCGAAUUCUGCUUGGUCAGAGUCGUGAUGGCAUUGUGUUCAGCACUGAUGACUAUUUCCACCAUCAAGAUGGGUACAGGUAUAAUGUUAAUCAACUUGGUGAUGCCCAUGACUGGAACCAGAACAGAGCAAAACAAGCUAUCAAUCAGGGGAGAUCUCCAGUUAUAAUAGACAACACUAAUACACAAGCUUGGGAAAUGAAACCAUAUGUGGAAAUGGCCAUAGGAAAAGGAUACAGAGUAGAGUUUCAUGAACCUGAAACUUGGUGGAAAUUUGAUCCUGAAGAAUUAGAAAAGAGGAAUAAACAUGGUGUUUCUCGAAAGAAGAUUGCUCAGAUGUUGGAUCGUUAUGAAUAUCAAAUGUCCAUCUCUAUUGUAAUGAAUUCAGUGGAACCGCCACACAAAAGCACACAAAGACCUCCUUCACAGGGAAGACAGAGGUGGGGAGGCUCUGUAGGCUCACAUAAUGAAGUGUGUGUUACAAAUUAUCAUUAAGUUGGUUAUUUUCAGCUAACACAUUUGUUGCCGUGCCCUUGAAAAAAAAAUUAGAGAGCCUGUCUUGAAGUUUAAGUAGUUUCAAAUUUAAAAAAAGACUACUUUGCCUCACAAAAGAUGUUCCCAGCAAGUUGUUUAAAUUCUAAAGUGUAAAUAAAAAUUAUAUAAAAUUGUA
Molecule: messenger RNA, 2039 nt
Organism: Lipotes vexillifer (Yangtze River dolphin)
Lineage: Eukaryota; Metazoa; Chordata; Mammalia; Artiodactyla; Lipotidae
Gene: N4BP2L2
Product: NEDD4 binding protein 2 like 2
Exons: 6
Coding region: 119-1864 (581 amino acids)
Biological process (GO): negative regulation of transcription by RNA polymerase II
Cellular component (GO): nucleus
Molecular function (GO): transcription corepressor activity
Source: RefSeq, a predicted model, not a curated record